This is a messenger RNA of Silurus meridionalis, 4807 nucleotides long. It is a transcript of the gene dyrk1b, whose product is annotated as dual-specificity tyrosine-(Y)-phosphorylation regulated kinase 1B. Gene Ontology annotation, molecular function: protein serine/threonine kinase activity; protein serine/threonine/tyrosine kinase activity; transcription coactivator activity. The record is from RefSeq and is a predicted model, not a curated record. The coding region runs from base 949 to 3186 and encodes 745 amino acids. The transcript has 11 exons. NCBI's taxonomy places the organism in Eukaryota, Metazoa, Chordata, Actinopteri, Siluriformes, Siluridae. Gene Ontology annotation, biological process: peptidyl-serine phosphorylation; positive regulation of DNA-templated transcription; protein autophosphorylation. Gene Ontology annotation, cellular component: nucleus.
ACGCGCUCUUGGUAGCAGGGCGCGCGCUCGCGGUUGUCGGUGGCGCGGAGAGUCAGGCAGUCGCGCGGAGUGAUCGAGAUUAACGGGCAGCGGAGCGGGGGGGGGGCUUUUCCCUUUACAGCAAAUUCAACAUCGCUAAUUGUGAGCUAAGCGGUGCGGCACCGGAGCGAUCCCCUCUCCCUCUCCCUCUCUCUCUGUCUCUCUCUUUCCUAUUCUUUUAUACGUUUUUCAUUUGGGUUUUUUAAUUAAAAAAUAUAUAUAUAUAUCUUUACCAGUUACCUCCUUCGCUUACCGCCCCCUCCUCUUCAUCUACCCCCCUCAGGCUGCACCACAACAGGCAACAAUCAGACCAAUGGCAAACCGAUGGCAGGCGAUGCAAACUAGCUUAGCCGGAGAAAGCUAACCAGCGGAGGAAGAGCCUCAAGAUUAGUGUCUGUGGAGGAGAAACGGAGACCACUACCACAGGAAAAACGACGGAAAUCCAGGACACCGGCUUUAGAUUUACAUUUUUGCGGGGAUAAAAGAAAAGAGACAGCGGCUAGCAGAGAAGCCCGGGGACUAUCUGUCUUAUAGAGUCGGACUCGAGAAAUUUUUACCUCAGCGACCGCAGCCGGGACUCGCCUCAGCCUGAGCCUGGGAUCUGCUCCGAGGAUUUCAUUUCACACAGAAAAUACAGCUCGGUGGUUUUUAUUUUUAUUCUGAGGGGUUUAAAUCAUUAUUUCUAAAACACGAAAAUUGAUCACCGGUCGCACCCGUGAGAGGGGUGUCGGUGUUCGGGGGGAGGGGGGGGUCCCGAUUUUUUCGGCCGGUUUUUCCGCGGGUUUUUUCUGUGGAGCUUUAGGACGGAGGCGAGCAGAUCUCACGCCGCUGCUAAUGGCUGCUGCUGCUGCCGCCGCCGCCGCUUCGGGAACCUGGGAACGAACCGCCGCCGCCUGAGGUUCAGGAUGUAUGCCCCCCUCCUCGUCCCUGUGUUUCUCCCCCGCUGAGCGAAACAUGUCGAGCCAGCACACUCAUCCUGGAUUAAGCAACAUCCAGUCCAUGGCAGAACAGCAGCAGGUGCUGUCUGAUAUGACCAUUCUGCAGAGGAGGAUUCCCCCGAGUUUCAGAGACCCUGCGAGUGCGCCGCUCAGAAAACUUUCUGUUGAUCUCAUCAAGACUUACAAGCACAUCAAUGAGGUGUACUACACUAAAAAGAAGCGACGUGCGCAGCAGGUUCCGCCCGAGGACUCGAGCACCAAGAAAGAGCGGAAAGUUUACAACGACGGCUACGACGACGACAACUACGACUACAUCGUAAAGAACGGGGAGAAGUGGCUCGACCGCUACGAAAUCGACUCGCUCAUCGGCAAGGGCUCCUUCGGACAGGUGGUGAAGGCGUACGAUCACCACGAGCAGGAGUGGGUGGCCAUCAAGAUCAUCAAGAAUAAGAAAGCCUUCCUGAACCAGGCACAGAUCGAACUGCGGCUUCUGGAACUCAUGAACAAACACGACACUGAGAUGAAGUACUAUAUAGUCCACUUGAAGCGGCACUUCAUGUUUCGUAAUCAUCUGUGUCUGGUAUUUGAGCUGCUCUCCUACAACCUGUACGAUCUGCUGCGUAACACUAAUUUCCGCGGCGUGUCGCUCAACCUGACGCGGAAGUUCGCUCAGCAGCUGUGCACGGCGCUGCUCUUCCUGGCCACGCCCGAGCUCAGCAUCAUCCACUGCGACCUGAAGCCCGAGAACAUCCUGCUGUGUAACCCCAAACGCAGCGCCAUCAAGAUCGUCGACUUCGGCAGCUCCUGUCAGCUCGGGCAAAGGAUUUAUCAGUACAUACAGAGUCGGUUCUACCGUUCUCCGGAGGUGUUGUUAGGAAUGCCGUAUGAUCUGGCCAUCGACAUGUGGAGUCUCGGCUGCAUCUUGGUGGAGAUGCACACAGGGGAGCCACUGUUCAGUGGCUCUAAUGAGGUGGAUCAAAUGAAUAAGAUUGUAGAGGUGCUUGGCGUUCCUCCGAACCACAUGCUGGAUCAGGCGCCUAAAGCACGCAAAUACUUUGAUAAGCUCUCAGACGGCCUGUGGACCGUCAAGAAGAACAAGGACAUAAAGAAGGUACUUUAUCCUUCAGCCUCUGAGUAUAAACCUCCUGCAACGCGGCGUCUCCAUGAGAUUUUGGGGGUGGAGACCGGGGGUCCUGGGGGAAGGCGGGCCGGGGAGCAAGGCCACGCCCCUUGCGAUUACCUGAAGUUUAAGGACCUGAUCCUGCGCAUGCUGGACUACGAUCCUAAAACGCGCAUCACGCCGUUCUACGCCCUGCAGCACAACUUCUUCAAAAAGACCACAGACGAGGGAACAAACACCAGCAGCUCCACCUCCACCAGCCCGGCCAUGGACCACAGCCACUCCACCUCCACCACCAGCUCCGUGUCCAGCUCUGGUGGAUCCAGCGGUUCUUCCAAUGACAACCGAAACUAUCGGUACAGCAACCGAUACUACAACAGCGCCAUCACACACACAGACUACGAGAUGCAGAGCCCGCAGGCUCCGUCUCAGCAGCAGUUGCGUAUCUGGCCGGGAAGUGACAGCAGCGACUCGUCGUACCCGCAGCUCCUGCUGCACAAACCGGCCGCCACGCAGCAGCGGCACUUCCUGGGCGGAGCGGGCAUGAUGGAGACACUGCACCCUCACCCCGUCUACGGCCGCCAGCUUCGUCAGCAGGGCCCGGCCCAGGGUCAAGGGUCGCAAGUUCAAGGCUCGCAAGGCCAAGUCUCGCAAAGUCAGGCGAUGAUGUCGUCGCCGCCGCCGCCGUCGUCGCAAGUGCAGGACAGCAUCGAGCUGAGUCUUGGCGGCCAUCAUCAUCACCACCAUCACCAAUUGGCUCAGUCUUCCUUGGCUCCGCCCCUUUCUCUUCCUCCGUCGAGCCUGGACUCCAGCCAGUACGGCUCCUCCAACCUCCACCUGGGAAUCUCCGCCUUUCGGACUAGAACGGCCUCUCAGACGCAGCAGAUCGCACAAGCCCCGCCCACUCAGGACAGCAUGGGCUACGUCCCACCCUGUUACCCUGGAAACAACAAUAACAACCCACCACAGGGAGGCGGGGUAAUCACCGGAGCACCGCCCAGAGGCGGGGUUAGACCCGAUUCGUCGGAGGAUUCCAUCAUGAUGGGAGGCGGGGGGGGCGGAGGCGGGCAGAGCGCGGCCAACUCUUGAUAAAUCUUGAACAAAUUACGCAAAGCCAUACACGAAAAAAUUGAAAAAACAAAAAAAUUUUAACGUAAAUGAUUUAAAAAAAAUUUAAAAAACAAAACACACAUGUAGUACACACACACACACACACACACAAACACACACACACACACACAAAACCACCACACAGAGAAAAAACUUGUGAAAUUUUUAAUUUUUGUUUGUUUUUGUUUUGCAUGGGGAGGAGACGAGGGAGAAGGAAAUAACAUUGUUCAGUUUUAUUUUGUUUUAUUUUAUGUUUGAAUGAAGUGAGCGGAGGGUUUAGCUGUCAGAGAGCUUCAGGUUUGUUUUUAUUACUAUUAUUAUUAUUAUUAUUGGAUUUUAUGUGGUUUAAGGAUAGGUUUGCAGCGAGAGAUUUUUUUGGUUGAAACUUUUUUUUGUUUGUUUCCGAGGCACAGAACGUUGAAGACUAACGUUGGAUCGGAACGAUGAAUGUUAGAGAAAAGCAGGAAGAGAGAGAGAGAGAGAGAGAGAAACAGCACCAUGUAUCUCGGCACUUGUCGAUGAUCAGUUAUACGAUAUAUCGCAAUAUUCAUCCUGCGUAAUAUCGUUAUUGUAGACCUUUUUAAACCACUGGAGAUUAAAUAUCUUUUUUUAAAGUAGAAGAAACACAGCUGUUUAUUACAGGUCUUUGAUUCGGACAUGUUUUAAAGUGGCGCACCCUGCUGCCCCGGCGCAGAACUGCAAGGAAAACAUGUUCACGUAUAAAAACUGUCUCUGAAAUUCUACAAUAAUUAAAGUUCUAGAAACACAUUUUAUAACAUCUUUUAAAAAAAAAAAUAAAUACGUAAAAAUGUCAUAAGUGAGAAAAUCAGUCAUGACAUGAAAACUGUCGUCAGAACCGAGGAGCGAUUUAUAUCUCCUGGUCCCACAACAAUGAACACUAAUAUCGCAAUAUAUCGUAUAACUAUUGUAUACACACACACACACACACACACACACACACACACACACACAGGUGGAGAUGACGGUGAUAAUUCACAUUUGUGCCGAGGAACACUAGCAGGUGAGAGAGAGAGAGAGAGAGAAGGAUUCUGUAUGAUUUAUAUUAUUGUUGUUUUUCUGAAGUCUAGCGGUGAGUGUAUAAUGUUUAUAAAUUAAUUUAUUAAGAGUCACUACAGAGAGAGAGAGAGAGAGAGAGAGAGAGAGAGAUGGAAGAAUCAGGGAGUAAGAUAGAGAAAGGAGGGUGUGGUGUUUUGUUUUUUUAUUUAUUGGAUGUGUUAUUUAUUAUUUUGACAGACAGGUGAAACACACACACUUUUGUUACUUUUUUGUUUUGUUUUUUGUUUCCAGUCUCGUUGGCUGACACACUGGCUUCUCUGAUCUCAAACUCUGAAACAAAUAAAAUGAAGCAAAUGACAGAAACCGUAGUCACACACACACACACACACACACACACACACACACACACACAGGAGGAAGUGAUACAGCAACAAAAACAAAACCAUGACAAAGCGCUCGGCCACACGGAAAAACCAAAAUGCUUCCCUGUUUGUUUUUUUUUUGUUUGUUUAUUUUGUUUGUUUUUUAAAAACUCGUCUGCCUUCUUCUUCAUCAGACUCUCACUCCUGUCUCACCUUCAUCC